UCCCUUGUCUUGGGCACAAAGCAUAUAUUGAUAGAGAGAGAGAGAUAGAAACCGCGAAAAAAGAUAGAUUGGAAAAUUGGGUUUUUUACUCUUUCGUUUGAACUCUUAACAUUACUAGUAGUCUAGUAGCUUUUUUUGAUUGAAUUUCUCUUUCUACAAAAGCCCCCUUUGCGGUGAUAACAGCUAAACCAUUGAAACUGAACAGCCAGUGUGUGAUCAUUCUCUCUCUCGUUCUCUUUCAAUGGCAUUGGAGAAUCUUCCUUUGAUCAUAAAGCUUAACAUUUCUUCCAAACGAAAGCUUGGCGUAAAUGAAAGCGUCGAGGUCAGGAGCAUGGAGGAAGGCUUUCAGGGAUCAUGGCACCCGGGGAAAGUUGUCCAUUCUGGGAAACUGCAGCGCCAUGUCAAAUAUGAUAACGUAUUACUUGAUGAUGAGGUGAAUUACCUUGUGGAUAAGGUGACUGUUCCGAAGGUAUUGGAUGGCGAUAGCGACUCUUCAAAUUGCAACAUUCGUGGUUGGAUUAGGCCGGUGCCUCCUAAGAGGGAAUUUGAAAGUAGGGAACUUAAAUUUGGUCUGUGUGUUGAUGUGUACCAUGAAGAAGCUUGGUGGGAUGGGGUUAUAUUUGAUCACUGUGAUGAAAAGCCAGAGAGGAGUGUAUAUUUUCCGGAUUUGGGUGAUGAGAUGAAGAUUGGAGUUCAUCAAAUGCGGAUAACUUAUGAUUGGAAUGAGGUUACUGGGGAGUGGCAGUCGAGAGGGAACUGGGUUUUUCUUGAAGUUCUUGAGGAGUAUGAGAGGAAGAUGUUUAUUUCAGUUUCAGUGAAGCAAGUUUGGUAUGAUGUAAGGACCAAAAAGGACUUCGCCAAGAUUGGCGAAUGGACUUUUAAUGAGAAAGAGUUAUGGAAAAAAAUGGUAAUGGAGGUAGUUGAUGAUUACUUAAGGCUUACACUAGGAGAAGUUUGCUCCUCCUUAGAUCUUCCAAGGAGUUUAUUGAGAGAAACACUGGAGAUGGAGUCGGUUGAAUCUACGGCUAAUGUUGACUUCAAUCAGGAAGUUGAUAUGGCCAACUCUUUGGAUGUUGCGAACUCUGCUGGCCAGUCGAGUAGCAUUUGUAUCACAGCUGCUCAUUGUGAUGGUACCUCUGAUAAUGCAUUUGGUUCUGAUGAUGGGAUUGCUGAACUCCCUAUGGAAGAAGGUGAGUCAUCGAAUUUGUUGAACGCUGUGCAAAAGUGGCCUACCAUUCAGGAUCAAGGGGUCAAAACUGUCCAUCAGAAAGAAGUUUCAGUGCAGAAAGAACCCGUUACUCCUGUUGAAGAGGUCUCAACUCAGUUUCACAAAGAAAUAUCCUGCGUUGGUGCUACUGAAGUAAUAGUUAAUGGAAGAAAACAUAGAAAGCUUCGCAGCUCAACUCAACAUUGGGAACCUCUCAGAUUGUCUGACGUUGAGUUAUGUCCUGAUUCUAUUGAAGAAUAUGCACAGGCAGGUAAAAGAGCUUGCCCUGAAAAAGCACGAAAACAACUUGCGUAUCUUGGAUGGGAAAUUGAGUGGACAAAGCGUAAAGCAAGCGACACUUGCUAUAGGUACCGAUAUAGGUCGCCUGAUAAACAGGGUGUUUACUACUCUCUCAGUCAAGUUUGUAAGUAUGUGGCACAGAACUCGGACAUGAACCCUUUGCCGUCCCAAAAUGAUCAGAGUAUGAUGCAACUUACAGCUGACAAUCAUCUUGAACCUAUUCUUAUUGAUGAAUCAGAAAAGAGUCAGGAUCGAAAUGAUCAGAGUGCGAUGCAACUUACAGAUGACAAUCAUCUUGCACCUAUUCUUAUUGAUCAAUCAGAAAAGAGCCAUGAUCUAAAUAUUUUGCCACCAGUUGUGUCGUCUCCUGUGGAUGAAGUUGCAGAUGAACCUGAGUUUUGUCCUCAAGCUGUUUUAGAAUAUCUCUUCAAUAGAUCUGCAAUGCGAGGGCCUGACAUGAAAGUGGGUAGGUCCAAAGCAAAGAGGCAUCUAUUGGCUGAAGGAUGGAGCUAUCACUAUGCAAACCCAAGAAAUAAAAGACAAGGGUUUGUGUAUAUCCCUCCAGACAAGGGAAGAAGUCUCCCAACACUCCAUGCAGCUUGCCAUUAUUGUAUUAAACAAAAUGUUUCUAAAUGGACCGACCUCGGAAUGCAACCUUUGAAUGGACAGGAUAAUGUUGACCAGGUUUGGAGUGCAAAUUUAUUGCAGAAAGCGUCCCAAUGGCUUCGAGAGGAAGGCAUGGUACCUCCCACAGAAGUCAUAACUUCAAGUGGAUCAAACCAUAGUCGGAAGCGGAAACUCUUGAACAAUACAAAGCCCAGCUUAUCUAAGCCCCAAAGAAAUGGAUUACCUCGACGCGUGCUGCGAUCAAAUAAAAGGGUGCAAAAGGUGUCUACCCCUUCUUUGUCACACCAGAAACCUCAGAAUGUACUCUCUUGGUUGAUAGACAACAACAUUCUGUUGCCAAGGUCUAAGGUUUCUUACAAGCCAAAAGGCAGGCUCUGUUUAGCUGAAGGGAGAAUAACCAGUGAUGGAAUCAAGUGUAAUUGUUGUUUGAAAGUAUAUAGUCUUGCUGGCUUUGAAAGUCAUGCUAGUGGCUGUAGUACACGCAGACCGGCUGCAAGUAUUAUUUUAGAAGAUGGUAGAUCACUGUUAGAUUGCCUGAUAAAAACAGUGGAAGAUCAUAUGACAAGGGAAGCUAUGGCAGAACCACCAAAAUAUUUUCGUAAAGGCGAGAAUGACAAUAUUUGUUCUGUUUGCCACUAUGGUGGGAAUCUAAUUUUAUGCGAUCAAUGUCCAUCUUCAUUUCAUGGGAAAUGUCUAGGUCUGAAGAACAUUCCUGAUGGUGACUGGUUUUGCCCAUCAUGUCGAUGUGCAAUUUGUGACAAACGUAACAUAAAAGAAAAGGAGGAAGAUUUCCUUGUUUGCAUUCAGUGUGAACAUAAAUAUCACUUUGAGUGCCUCAGAAGUAAAUAUGCAACUAACUCGAGAAGAUAUAGUAAAAACUGGUUCUGUGGGAAGGACUGUGAAAAGAUAUAUUUUGGUCUCCAUAAGCUACUAGGAGAGCCAGUUUCAGUGGGCAUUAACAAUCUAACUUGGACGUUGGUGAAAUAUAUAAACUCCGAGAGUAGUGAUCCGUGUACUACUCAAGGUUACUUAUUGCCAGAAAGUUACAGCAAACUCAAUGUUGCACUCUCAGUGAUGCAUGAAUGUUUUGAGCCCCUAAAGGAACCUUCGUCUACCAGAGAUCUCACGGAAGAUGUUUUAUUCAGUCAAUGGUCAACACUUAAUCGAUUGAAUUUCCAUGGUUUCUAUACCGUACUUCUGGAGAGAAAUGAAGAACUGAUAAGUGCAGCAACUCUUAGGGUUUAUGGAAAGAAGGUAGCAGAAUUGCCUCUUAUUGGUACCAGAUUACAGUAUCGGCGACAUGGAAUGUGCCGCAUUUUGAUGAAUGAGCUUGAAAAGAGGCUCAUGCAGUUGGGAGUGGAGCGGCUCGUUUUGCCUGCUGUUCCUAGUGUUGUAGACACAUGGACUGGUUCUUUUGGCUUUGUAAAGAUGACAGAGUUCGAGAGGUCGCAAUUCUUGGACAAUACUUUUUUAGAUUUUCAGGGUACCAUCAUGUGCCAGAAGCUGCUGAAGAUUCCAUCUUCAGAACCGGUUUUGUUAAUAGAGUCCCAACAAAGGACACAGCAUGUUUUGCCUGGAAACAAGUUAAAUUUUGACGCCGAUCUGAUAUCUGAAGUAUUACACCAAGCAGAAGAAACUGACAAAGGAGAGAGAGAGAAUUCACAAAUCCACAAUAAUUGUGCUGGAAGCAAUGAUCAUUGCAGUAAUGGUGCCAUUGACAUUGAGCAAGUCACACCGGUGAAUAAACCAAGUCCUGAGGAUCAACAGUGGCAGAAUGAUCCACAGAGCUCUAUUGUAACACAAGCUGGAAAUAACUGCUCAAGACUUGAAUAA
Molecule: messenger RNA, 3967 nt
Organism: Arachis ipaensis
Lineage: Eukaryota; Viridiplantae; Streptophyta; Magnoliopsida; Fabales; Fabaceae
Biological process (GO): regulation of transcription by RNA polymerase II; negative regulation of DNA-templated transcription
Cellular component (GO): nucleus
Molecular function (GO): acyltransferase activity, transferring groups other than amino-acyl groups; transcription corepressor activity
Source: RefSeq, a predicted model, not a curated record